Messenger RNA from Candida dubliniensis CD36, 1647 nucleotides. RefSeq lists its product as uncharacterized. Gene Ontology annotation, molecular function: catalytic activity. The transcript has a single exon. The record is from RefSeq and is a predicted model, not a curated record. NCBI's taxonomy places the organism in Eukaryota, Fungi, Ascomycota, Pichiomycetes, Serinales, Debaryomycetaceae. The coding region runs from base 1 to 1647 and encodes 548 amino acids.
AUGUCACUGAAUCACUACUCUCAAAUAGAAGAAACAAAGGUAAUUUUCAAUAGUUUGCUAUCAUUAUUACCAGAGGAAUUUGUCACGAAAAAUGCUUCAAGAAUCAAGUUUGAAAAUGGUUCCGACAAUUUGAUUGUUCCUUGUCCAUUAAAACAAACUGAAACAAUUUCAGCAUUGAAAGGUCUUGAAGCAUUAGUUGCUUUGAAAUUGGCGCAAGAAAGAUUUGGGUCUAGCGAUGGAACAUGCACAAUUGAUUUAGAACAUGCUUUACUAUUCCUAUUUUCGACUUAUUGUUCUUCUGUUGACGGGUUUUUCAAAACAGAUAAAAAAGAGGUGUUGAAAUAUUUAAAACCAACUGAUUUAAACCAAGCUCAAUCUGAUCCAUAUCGAAGAAUGUCAGCCAAUUUGUAUCGCACUAAGGAAAAAGAUAGAUUUUAUCACAUUCAUGGUUCCUUGGAUGCAACAACAUGUCUUGAAAUGAUUGGAUUACCUGCUUUUAUUCCAGAUUUAGAAGAUUAUGAUAAAAUCAUUGAUAUUUACCAGAAUAAAUUGGAUCAAUUUACAGUUGAGGAAUUAGAGAAACUAAACACAAAAAACAAACAAGCUGGGGUUGAAGCUUUAAAACCUGAAGUAUUUUUGCAAACUAAACAUGGUGCAACAAUCAGUAAAAUCCCCCCAUUUGAAGUCAAAACACUCGAAACGACUACUCCAAAAAUUGAAUUUGCAAGGACAUCUUCCAGAAAAAUUUUUGAAGGAGUCAAAGUACUUGAACUUUGUCGUAUUAUUGCAGGGCCAACCAUUGGUAAAAUAUUAGCCGAGUACGGUGCAACUGUUAUUAAAGUGACAUCUGAUGAUACUUUACCUGAUGUCCCGUUUUUCCAAGUUGAUGCUAAUAUGGGCAAACACACAACUAAUUUAAACUUGAAAAACCCAAAGGAUAGAUUAGAAUUUGAAAAAUUAUUGAAAGACGCCGAUGUUGUCAUUGAUGGAUACAGAAAGGGAGCCAUUGACAAAUUGGGUUACGGGCCAAAUCAAUUGAUUCAAUUGGGAAUUGAACGAGGUAAAGGAUACAUUUAUGGAGCUGAAAAUUGUUUUGGAUUUGUUGGUGAAUGGAGUGAUCGACCUGGUUGGCAACAAAUCGCUGAUUGUGCAAGUGGUGUGGCAUGGGUACAAGGAUUAUCAAUGGGAAAAAACGAACCAAUGGUUCCUCCUUUCCCAAUGAGUGACUAUGGCACCGGAUGUUUGGGUGCAAUUGCUAUUAUGUUGGGCAUUUACAAACGACACAAACACGGAGGUAGCUAUUUUUGCGCUUCAUCAUUGGUGCAAUAUGAUUUAUUGUUGUUAAAACAAGGCCAAUAUCCAGAAGAAUUAUGGAAGUCACAAAUCAUCUUGAAUGACAAAUACAAAGGGUUUACAAAGAUUAGGUAUUAUGAUUCUGUCGAUAAAAUAUCAAAAACGGCUUUAGAUGCGAUGGUUGCACAAAAGCCAAAUUUACUCAACAAUGAGCAAUACUUUGUUAAGCAGGAAUCAAAAGGAUUUGGCGCAACAAUAUCUACCCUUAAACCCGUUUGUCAAUUCGACAAAAUUGAAACUGGUUACAGAUGUUCAAGUAGACCUAAUGGCUACGAUGACCCUGAGUGGUGGUAG